Molecule: messenger RNA, 798 nt
Organism: Triticum turgidum subsp. durum (durum wheat)
Lineage: Eukaryota; Viridiplantae; Streptophyta; Magnoliopsida; Poales; Poaceae
Source: the annotation of a GenBank genome assembly
AUGGGUUCCGUCUCCUACGUCCUGGCGGCGGCCGUCCUGGCGGCGCUGGUCUCCGGCGGCGCGUGCAUCCCCAGCGUGCCGCCGGGCCCCAACAUCACCACCAACUACAACAACCAGUGGCUCCCCGCCAAGGCCACCUGGUACGGCAAGCCCACCGGCUCCGGCCCCAAAGACAACGGCGGCGCGUGCGGGAUCAAGGACGUGAACCUGGCCCCCUACAACGGCAUGAUCGCCUGCGGCAACGUCCCCAUCUUCAAGGACGGCAAGGGAUGCGGCUCCUGCUACGAGAUCAAGUGCCAGAAGCCGUCGCCGUGCUCCGACAAGCCCGUCACCAUCUUCAUCACCGACAAGAACUACGAGCCCAUCGCGCCGUACCACAUCGACCUCUCCGGCAAGGCCUUCGGCGCCAUGGCCCCGCCCGGGAAGGAGCAGACGCUCCGCUCCUUCGGGGAGCUGGAGCUGCAGUUCAGGAGGGUGCGCUGCAAGUACGCGCCCGGCACCAAGAUCACCUUCCACGUCGAGAAGGGCUCCAACCCCAACUACCUGGCCGUGCUCGUCAAGUUCGUCUCCGACGACGGCGACGUCGUGCAGAUGGACAUCCAGCAGAGCAAGUCGCCCGCGUGGAUUCCGCUGACCUUGUCGUGGGGCGCCAUCUGGAGGUGGGACGGCGCCACGCCGCUCAAGGGCCCCUUCUCCAUCCGCGUCACCAGCGAGUCCGGCAAGAAGCUCAUCGCCAAGGACGUCAUCCCCGCCAACUGGAAGGCCGACACCGUCUACCCGUCAAAUAUCCAGUUCUAG